CCUCACACCUUUAACUUAAUCAUGUCCGCAUGGAAGAUGGUAGGAAACUGCUUCGUCAAGCCAUAGUUCUUAAGCCUUAAGCUAUUUGUCAUGUAUAUAAGCUUAGUUCUUACUGUAUCGUUUUAUUAAUUAAGAAAGAAAAUCAAUACAAAAUCAGAUAAGAUUCUCUCUGCGUCUUCUUCAAUUCUUCAAUGUUCUUCAAAUUCUUAUUCAGGUUUAUGGGGAGUUCCCCAUUGCCAAUUAAUUUUGGGGUGGAACCUCAACUUCCUUCAGAUCUGCCCCCUACAACCACUCAACCACCAGUCUCUUCUUCUCCUUCUUCUUCUUCUUUCACUCAUGAUUCAUCAUGGACAUAUGAUGUGUUUUUGAGUUUUAGAGGUGAGGAUACACGCACCAAUUUUACAGAUCAUUUGUACAAGGCGUUGUGUGAUAAGGGCAUCUACACCUUCAUUGAUCGAGAGCUUGUAAGAGGAGAAGAAAUAUCGCCAGCCCUUGUCAAAGCAAUUGAAGAAUCAAGAAUUUCUGUCAUUGUAUUCUCUGAAAACUAUGCAUCUUCGAGGUGGUGCUUGGAUGAACUUGUCAAGAUCCUUCAAUGUAAACAAUCAAAGCAACAAGUAGUCUUGCCCAUUUUUUACAAGGUGGAUCCAUCUCAUGUGCGAAACCAAGAAAGUAAAUUUGGUGACGCAUUUGAAGAACUUAUUGAAAGGAAAUUCAAGAAUGACAAGGAGAAAGUGCUCAUAUGGAGGGAAGCUCUUAGACAAGCAGCAAAUUUGUCCGGACAUACUUUCAAGGAUGGAAAGUAUGAAGCUACAUUUAUCAACGACAUCGUUGAUGGAAUCUUAAGCCAAGUACUGGGCCGCACAUACUGGAAUGUGGCUGCAUACCCAGUUGGAAUUGAAUCUCGUGUAGAAGAUGUGGAAAGGCUUUUAGAUGUUGGUGGGAAUGGUCGUCGCAUGGUUGGGAUAUGGGGGACAUCUGGAAUAGGCAAGACAACAAUUGCAAAAGCUAUAUGGAAUGCAAUUGCCUAUGAGUUUGAAGGAAGAUGUUUCUUGGAAAAUGUUAGAGAAGGAAGCUUAAUCCAGCUACAGCAGACUCUUCUUGAUAAGAUUCUAGGCAAAAAUUGGAAAAUUCAGAGUGUUGAUGAAGGAAUCGGUCUUAUAAAAAAACGGCUGAGGCAUAAAAAGAUUCUAUUAAUUCUUGACGAUGUGGACCACUUGGAGCAGUUAGAAAAAUUGGCUGGAGAUGAUUGGUUUGGUGAGGGUAGUAGAGUAAUCAUUACUACAAAAAAUAGGAGAUUGCUAGACAACCGUAAAAUUGAGUUUUACGAGGUGAAGAAGUUAGAAUAUUACAACCAAGCUCUUGAGCUUUUCAGUUGGCAUGCAUUCCGAAGAAGUGAACCUCCAGAAGAUUAUUUGGAACUCGCACAACGUGCAAUAGCAAUUGCUGAUGGCCUUCCACUAGCUCUAACAAUUUUCGGUGCUCAUCUUCGUGGUAGAGAUAUACCAAGUUGGCAAGUUAUAUUAGAUGAUUACGAAGGAGAACCUUAUACGCAUAUUGAAAGAAUACUUCAAAAAAGUUAUGACGCCUUGGAUCAUCGCGCAAAAGGAUAUUUUCUCGACAUUGCAUGUUUCUUCAAGGGUGAAUUUAAGGACUAUGUGCUACAAAUGGUACCCCCAAAAGUCAUUGAAGAAUUCGUUGAUAAGGCAUUGAUAACUAUUAGUUGGUAUGCCAUUACAAUGCACGACUUGCUAGAAAAACUGGGCAAGGAUAUAGUUCACAAAGAAUCCCCCAGUGAUCCCGGCAAGCGUAGUAGAUUAUGGUUUUACAAGGAUGUCAUACAAGUUCUAAUGGAAAGUACUGGAACAAGAAAGAUUAAAAGCAUCAUGGUGAAGCUUCCAGAACCAGCUGAGAUAACUUUGAAUCCAGAGUGUUUCCGUAAUAUGGUGAAUCUUCAAAUUUUCAUAAACCAUCAUGCAUCUCUAUGUGGGGACAUUAACUAUCUGCCCAACGCGUUAAGAUUUAUUCAUUGGCCUAGUUGUCAGUUACAAUCUUUGCCACCCAAAUUUCAAGGAUAUUGUCUUGUUGUGUUCAGCAUGCCAUGCAGUCAUAUCAGACAAUUGGAGGGAUUUAAGUAUUCGCCAAACCUGACAUGUAUGAAUUUGCAUGGUUGUCAAUUCUUAAAAAAAAUCCCAGACUUAUCCGGAAUCCCAAACAUAAAGUACUUGAUUCUAAGUGGCUGUACAAGUUUGGUUGAGCUUGAUGAUUCUGUUGGAUUCCUUGAUAAACUUGUUAUUUUGGAUCUCAGUGGAUGCGUUAAUCUUACGAAGUUUGGAAGAAGACUUAGAUUGAAAUCCUUAGAAACACUGGACCUAAGGGGUUGUGAAAGUCUUGAGAGUCUCCCAGAAAUAGAAGUGAAGAUGGAAUCACUAAGAAGAUUGGAUAUGGAAGGAAGUGGCAUAAGAGAAUUGCCUCCAUCAAUUAAACAUCUUACUGGGCUUGAAAAGUUGAUUCUCGAGAGAUGCUUCAAUCUUACAAGGCUUGAUUUACGGCUGCUUCAUUGCGUGUCCACUUUACGAUCUCUUAAUCUAUCUGGAUGCAAUUUUGUCACGCUUCCGGAAUGCAUUAGCAAAUUUGUGAGCUUGGAGGGUCUUACCUUGCGUGAUUGCAAGAGUCUUCGAGAAAUUCCACAAGUACUUCCACCAAGAGUAUGUUGGGUAUCCCUGGAUAACUGCACAUUAUUGGAAAAAUUUCCAAAACUGCCACUAUCAUCGGAGGUUGGGUAUGUGAGUUUGAGGAAUUGCGUUAGCCUACGUGGCUAUGACAUCACAGAAAAUAGUAUUCUGGAUCAGGUAUCUUCUCUUCCGCAUUCUGAAUUUGAAAUUACUCUUCCAGGCGAUGAAGUACCAAAGUGGUUCAGCUGUUGUAAAGAUGCAACACAAGUUAAAGACGAAUACUCUGCUCGAUGUGAAGUUUGUUUUGAAAUUCCUCCAAAUUUAGAUUGGGAGACGUUAAGAUUGGCUAUAUGUGUUGUUAAUAAGGGAAACGUAUGUGGGACUCUAUACCAAGCAGUGACACGUGUUCAUAUCAAUGGAGAACGGGUCGGCGAGAUAUAUAUGUGGAUAGAGGACAGUAAUGUGGGUCUUAGCUGUAUUCCAUUAUUGAAUCUGAGGAACAGAGCAAUACGUUGGGAGAAACUGACGCAAUUGCAAUACGUUGGGGGUAAUAAGUGUCAAAUUAUAUUUAAGUUCAGAUUCGUGUCCACACCCGUUAAAAUCCUCUGCGGGGUCCACCUAUUAGGCCACCAGUUGCUGAUGUCAGCAUCAGAGACUGGUCUUGGCAAGAGGCCUAGGUUAUCAGACGUCGGUGAUCAUGAAGCUCAAAGAGGAGAGGCUGAUCACCCAAAGAGGAGGCACACUGAUCUUAACGAGGAGCCAAAGCAAUGAAGUUCCAAAGUGGUUUAUGUAAGCUCCAGGUUCAGCUGUUGAAACGAACCAAAUUUCCAGGCAAUAGUCUGGUAAUCAAGAGGUGUGUUGAGGCGCCAGCAGUUUCUGAGAUUCCAUUUUAAGUUGCAUAAGGCAAUACCUUUCUUCUCAAUUGAUGCAUUCAACAUUCAUCCGCAGAUGAACAAAACAGCAAGCCGGAUUUAUCUAAUGCUUUCAUUCCACACGUAUACUUUGUCUAUGAUUCUUCUGUCUCAUUCAUUGGAAUUGAUGUAUGUUGGGGAUGAAAUGUAACAGAUUUAUCUAUUUCAUAAUUUCCAGUCAAGGUUUGUUGAAAAUCAUACAUUAAUUGUAAACAGGCGUCCAAAUAUGCCCAAAAUACUUCUUUGAAAGAUUGUCUCAUUACACUAGUAAUGUUGCUGGUAUUGGCAAGGUACAAGAAUCCUAGCAUGUCUAAAUCAUGUCUAGUUGCUGCAACUCACGUUGCUGGUAUAGUUGUUCAAGAUUUUUUGAUAAUCCU
Messenger RNA from Prunus persica (peach), 3960 nucleotides. Its product is annotated as TMV resistance protein N. The record is from RefSeq and is a predicted model, not a curated record. NCBI's taxonomy places the organism in Eukaryota, Viridiplantae, Streptophyta, Magnoliopsida, Rosales, Rosaceae. The transcript has 6 exons. Bases 192 to 3443 code for a protein of 1083 amino acids. Gene Ontology annotation, biological process: defense response; signal transduction. Gene Ontology annotation, molecular function: protein binding; ATP hydrolysis activity; ADP binding.